This is a messenger RNA of Calidris pugnax (ruff), 5303 nucleotides long. It is a transcript of the gene UPF1, whose product is annotated as UPF1 regulator of nonsense transcripts homolog (yeast). The transcript is spliced from 25 exons. Bases 1 to 3207 code for a protein of 1068 amino acids. Gene Ontology annotation, molecular function: DNA binding; zinc ion binding; ATP binding. The record is from RefSeq and is a predicted model, not a curated record. Gene Ontology annotation, cellular component: cytoplasm. Gene Ontology annotation, biological process: nuclear-transcribed mRNA catabolic process, nonsense-mediated decay. NCBI's taxonomy places the organism in Eukaryota, Metazoa, Chordata, Aves, Charadriiformes, Scolopacidae.
AUGCCGUUACACAGGGAGCUGAUGGGAUUUGGGUUCAUCACACUAAUGGGUUGUUGCGUGCUGCUGCGGUUUCUUUGGGUGAACGGCCCUGACGGCAUUCUGCAGAAUGGAGCUGUGGAUGAUAACGUGGCGAAAACCAGCCAGCUUCUGGCAGAGCUGAAUUUUGAAGAAGAUGAAGAAGAUACCUAUUACACAAAGGAUCUUCCUGUGCACGCUUGCAGUUACUGUGGCAUCCAUGACCCUGCUUGUGUGGUUUACUGUAACACCAGCAAAAAGUGGUUCUGUAACGGGCGUGGAAAUACCUCUGGCAGCCACAUUGUUAAUCAUCUUGUGAGAGCGAAGUGCAAAGAGGUGACUCUCCAUAAAGAUGGACCUCUAGGAGAGACUGUCUUGGAAUGUUAUAACUGUGGAUGUCGUAAUGUGUUUCUCCUUGGCUUUAUUCCAGCUAAGGCAGACUCCGUGGUGGUUCUGCUGUGCAGGCAGCCAUGUGCCAGUCAGAGCAGUUUAAAGGAUAUUAAUUGGGACAGUUCACAGUGGCAGCCUCUUAUCCAAGAUCGCUGUUUCCUUUCGUGGCUGGUAAAGAUUCCAUCUGAGCAGGAACAGUUGAGAGCACGUCAGAUUACAGCUCAACAGAUCAACAAACUGGAAGAACUUUGGAAGGAAAAUCCAUCUGCAACCCUUGAGGAUUUAGAAAAGCCUGGUGUUGAUGAAGAACCGCAGCAUGUCCUGCUGAGAUAUGAAGAUGCUUAUCAAUACCAGAACAUAUUUGGCCCUCUGGUCAAGCUUGAGGCUGACUAUGACAAGAAACUCAAGGAGUCUCAGACCCAAGACAACAUCACAGUCAGAUGGGACCUGGGCUUGAACAAGAAAAGAAUUGCUUAUUUCACUUUGCCAAAGACCGAUUCAGAUAUGCGUCUUAUGCAAGGAGAUGAGAUCUGCUUGAGGUACAAAGGAGACCUGGCCCCUCUAUGGAAAGGAAUUGGUCACGUUAUCAAAGUUCCUGAUAAUUAUGGUGAUGAGAUAGCCAUCGAGCUGAGGAGCAGCGUUGGAGCGCCCGUGGAAGUUACUCACAACUUCCAAGUGGAUUUUGUGUGGAAGUCUACUUCAUUUGACAGGAUGCAGAGUGCUUUAAAAACAUUUGCUGUGGAUGAGACUUCAGUGUCUGGGUACAUCUAUCACAAACUGUUAGGUCAUGAGGUAGAAGAUGUAAUUAUUAAAUGCCAGUUGCCAAAGCGCUUUACAGCACAAGGACUUCCUGAUCUCAACCAUUCUCAGGUUUAUGCUGUGAAGACUGUCCUGCAGCGUCCUCUGAGCCUUAUUCAGGGUCCCCCUGGUACCGGAAAAACAGUGACAUCAGCCACAAUCGUCUAUCAUUUGGCCAGACAGGGCAAUGGGCCUGUGUUAGUCUGUGCUCCCAGUAAUAUAGCUGUAGAUCAGUUGACUGAGAAGAUCCAUCAAACUGGACUGAAAGUGGUUCGUCUGUGCGCUAAAAGUCGUGAAGCAAUUGACUCUCCUGUGUCCUUCUUGGCAUUGCACAAUCAGAUCAGAAACAUGGAUAGCAUGCCAGAGCUUCAGAAACUGCAGCAGCUUAAAGAUGAAACUGGAGAACUGUCAUCUGCUGAUGAGAAACGUUACCGUGCACUGAAACGCACAGCGGAGCGGGAAUUGCUUAUGAACGCAGACGUGAUCUGCUGCACCUGUGUGGGAGCUGGGGAUCCAAGACUUGCCAAAAUGCAGUUCCGUUCCAUUCUGAUCGACGAAAGCACACAGGCCACUGAGCCAGAGUGCAUGGUGCCAGUUGUCCUGGGAGCAAAACAGCUUAUUCUUGUGGGUGACCACUGCCAGCUGGGACCUGUUGUGAUGUGUAAAAAGGCUGCCAAGGCUGGUCUGUCUCAGUCCCUCUUUGAGAGGCUGGUGGUGCUGGGCAUCCGUCCCAUCCGCCUGCAGGUGCAGUAUCGCAUGCACCCCGCGCUCAGCGCCUUCCCGUCCAACAUCUUCUACGAGGGGUCACUCCAGAAUGGAGUCACUGCAGCGGAUCGUGUGAAAAAAGGGUUUGAUUUCCAGUGGCCACAGCCAGAUAAGCCCAUGUUUUUCUACGUUACACAAGGACAGGAGGAAAUUGCCAGCUCGGGCACUUCUUACUUGAACAGGACGGAAGCGGCCAACGUGGAGAAGAUAACAACAAAGCUGUUGAAAGCUGGUGCCAAACCAGAUCAGAUUGGCAUUAUUACUCCUUAUGAAGGUCAAAGAUCCUAUCUGGUCCAGUACAUGCAAUUCAGUGGUUCCCUGCACACAAAGCUCUACCAGGAAGUGGAAAUUGCAAGUGUGGAUGCCUUCCAGGGACGGGAGAAGGACUUUAUUAUCCUUUCUUGCGUGAGGGCCAACGAACACCAAGGAAUAGGGUUUCUGAAUGACCCCAGGCGUCUUAAUGUGGCUCUUACAAGAGCAAGGUACGGAGUAAUUAUUGUUGGGAACCCGAAAGCUCUGUCUAAACAACCCCUUUGGAAUCACCUGCUGAAUUACUACAAGGAGCAGAAGGUUCUGGUGGAGGGACCACUGAAUAACCUCCGGGAAAGCCUCAUGCAGUUCAGCAAACCCCGCAAACUUGUCAAUACCAUCAACCCGGGUGCCCGUUUCAUGACCACUGCCAUGUACGACGCGCGUGAGGCUAUAAUUCCAGGAUCUGUCUACGACCGGAGCAGUCAAGGGCGCCCGUCCAACAUGUACUUCCAGACUCACGACCAGAUUGGGAUGAUCAGUGCUGGCCCCAGCCACGUCACCGCCAUGAACAUUCCUAUCCCCUUCAACCUCGUGAUGCCACCCAUGCCACCACCGGGAUACUUUGGCCAGGCUAACGGACCAGCUGCAGGACGUGGGGCGCCCAAAGGCAAGACUGGUCGUGGUGGGCGCCAGAAAAACCGUUUUGGGAUUCCUGGAACGAGUCAGUCAAACCUUCCCAACAGCCAAGCGAGCCAAGACGUGGUGUCCCAGCCCUUCUCCCAGGGUCCCCUGACCCAGGGGUAUAUCUCCAUGAGUCAGCCAUCGCAGAUGAGUCAGCCUGGGCUCUCCCAGCCAGAACUAUCCCAGGACAGUUACCUUGGUGAUGAGUUUAAAUCUCAGAUUGACGUGGCGCUGUCACAGGACUCUACUUACCAGGGUGAACGUGCAUAUCAACAUGGUGGAGUGACGGGACUGUCACAGUAUUAGAGUGUUGAGGAAGAAGAGCUAAGCUUGUGUGGAGCUUAGUUCAUCAGCAUUUUAUUCUGGGUAAUAAAAAAAAUAAAAUAAAAUGGAUACCUGUUUUCCACUGCUAAAACUGAAGCACCACUGUGUGAGAGCAACAGGAGAAAGAAACCAACCAACGGAGAGGAGAAGAGAGAGAGAGAGAGAGAAAGGAGCGCGCGAGAGAGCCCACUGCUAGCUCACUGAGACAAGGAGACUGACCGGAGAGGAGAGAGAGCACCGACGGACUGGCUGGCGCCUCACUGGGAAAGCAACUCCCCCUGAAAAUGAGUGGUCAGCCCAGUCCCUGCUCCCCCAGUCCAACAACGCUCGAGAGAAGGGCCUUAAAGCAGGUUUCACUUCAUUCCAUACUUCUCUUUGCGAGCAGGGCAUUACUUUUCAGAGCAGAUGGGGGAGAGGAAAACCCUCAUCUCAGAGUUGUUCUCGUUUUAAAGGGGUACUAUAUUUUAGCAGUAACUGUUUACAUUUUUAGAAGCAGAGUAUCUGAGAGAGAGGGAGGGAGAGGGAGAAGUUCCCAAGUGACAGCCAGCCAAGCAGAAAUCCAGCGGGACGUAGCUGAUGCUCAACUCUGAGAUGCAGGUUUUGUUGUCCAACACUGGCUCUGAAAUCCUAGUGUCAUCGUGUCGCCCACAUUCUGAACGGGUCUUUCGUGACAAGGUGGUUUUUUUUAAGAGAUUCUUUCCAAGGAGCACUGAAUUUUUAGAAGUUUGUCUCUGAAUUCUUAGUGGUGGACCUGGGAGAUCCUUGUUCUGAGAAGCUUACAAAAAAGUUUAUAAACAAAAAAAAAACUAAAUUAGAGCACCAACCUUGAGAACUUUCAGUGUGAUUAAAAGUUGCAGCAAUCAGCCUCUUCUUCCUACAUUGGAUAGCAGUUAGAGUGAGAGGAGCCUGCGCGCUCGAGCAGGAGGAGGGUUUCAAAGUGUUUUCUGUAUGCUUUAAUUGGCUACUGUCUGGACUCUACUCUGUGAAAACAAAAAAAAAAAAACCAAAAAAAAAACCACAAAAAAAAAAAAAAACCAAGCCUUUCUGUAAGAUGAACUUUGCGCUUGAAAAAAGGGGAUGGGUUCCUGAGCCCUUCGGCCCUGGAGGAAGAGCUGCCAACGGGGCCUGCUUUACUCCCUCCCGCAGAUCUUGGGGAAGAAGUAGUGGAACCUGGGGAUUAUAUUGGUUUUGAAGUAAAGACUCUACAAUGUUACCGAAGCAGGUUGGAAAAAAAAAAUAAAAAAAUAAUUGGGACAAAAGCAGGCAGUUGUUGGAAGGUGGCCUCUGAUGGCUGGGUAUAAUUAGAGAUAAUGGGUUAGGCUUUUGUGUGGCUUCUUCGGUGAUUAAUGCAGAUGCUGAAAGAUUUCAGGUGUUGCAAACCAAACCCGGAGCCCAUUUUUUUUCAGGGAGUGGAGGGGGCUGUGCCAUCCGUGCUGGCUCGAGAGAGAGCUGCAAGUCCUGAGAACAGCACGUUAAGAGAAGCCAUCCAAUUUCUAAGUUGUACCCAUGUCUUAAGUCAUAUGGGAACACUGGGAGCAUUUUAUUUCUGUCUAAACCUUUUUAGAAACGGCGCAGAGAAUUUCAAAUUCCUACAGAAUCCCAUUUUUAUCAGAUCCCUAAAUUAGCUGGACCUCUACCUCCUAAUUGGCAAAGCUCAGUAGAGUGUGAUUCACUAACCUCGGCGUUUUUAAAGUUGGAAUUAAGUUAGCUUUAUACUCAAAAGGGCUCCAAGUGUUUCUAGUCUUUUUUUUGGGGGGGGAACUCAGAAUACCUCUCAUAUGAAUGUACUUAAAUGACAUUUAAAAGCAAACAAGCAAACCAACCCCACGUUUUUUUGUAACUGGGGGGGAAAAAGCCCUUUCAUGACUGUCCUUUCUGUAGAUUGUUGACCCGCUUUCAUAACCUGUAUUUGCUGUAGUUUUUUCUGGAGUGUCUCUCCCCCAGCCCAGACCUGGUGUCGCUCCCCGGGAGUGAGCACACAAAGAUGGAACCAGGUGUUGAAGAACCUUUAGUUCGACAACUGCAAAAAGAAAAAUUAAAAAAAAAAAAAACACCCAAAACCAACAAAAAAACCCAAA